Messenger RNA from Gavia stellata (red-throated loon), 2982 nucleotides. It is a transcript of the gene STK31, whose product is annotated as serine/threonine kinase 31. The transcript has 24 exons. The record is from RefSeq and is a predicted model, not a curated record. Lineage: Eukaryota; Metazoa; Chordata; Aves; Gaviiformes; Gaviidae. Gene Ontology annotation, molecular function: protein kinase activity; ATP binding. Gene Ontology annotation, biological process: protein phosphorylation.
AUGGAUGGAGACACGGAGUAUGGCAAAGUUGAAGAUGUUGUGGGCUGCCACGUUGAAGAUGCUGUAACAUUUUGGGCACAGAAUGUCAGUAGAUGUGAUGACCUCUUGAAAUUAAGUUGUGUGCUGGCAGAAGCGUGUCCUCGGGCUAAUGCAGUUUUUGGCAAACCUGAUUUUACUAAGAUUUAUGGUGGCUGUUUUUCUGAAGAUAAAUGUUGGUACAGAUGUAUGGUACAGCAGGUGAUCAACAAUGAAAAGUGUCAGGUAUUGUACAUUGACUAUGGAAAUUCUGAGGUUCUGAAUAGAUCAGACAUAGUUGAAAUUCCAUCAAACUUGCAAUGUCCGAGUGUUGCCAAGAAGUACAGACUCUGGGGACUGCAGAUACCAACUGAUCAGAACUUAAAUAUGUUUGACCAGGGGAAGAAGUUCUUGAGCAGCCUAGUUUUUGAAAAAGAAAUAAAAAUACGUCACAAAGCCAAGCACGAAGAUGGUACCAUUAUUGCCCAGGCAGAGUAUGAAAAAACAGAUAUUGGAGAAGAGGUGGCCAAGGCAGGGUUUGCUGAAAAAUGCACAUCUCCAGGAAACACUAAAGAUGUGGAAGGGAGAAAAGUAGAUGUCACGCAAAACCAACAUCGGAAGAUAAAAGUUUCAGUUCCACUGUGGGUAAACAGAUCUGAUCGUGCACUGUACAGCAUCCCGAGAGGGCGCUUGGACCAAGUAGCUGCCAGUGCGAGGAAUCAGAAUUUUACUGGAAGCCGUAUGUUUGCCCCAAAGGAAAAAAUACUAGCUUCUACCUCAGUGCCAGACACCAGUUUGGCACAAGUAAGACCAGAUCAGAAGCUGUCCGAAGAGAAAGAAGUUCUCAGAAGAGAGAACGUAAAUCUUUUGCAGAGGCAGAAGGAACUAGAACUGAAGGUUCAACAGCUGAAACGUGAACUUCAGGUUUUGAAUAGAGAGAAGCAAGCAUCCAGGAAAACUGCUGAAAGUUUUGAGGAAACGCUACGUACGUACUUCGGAACGAAAAUGGGAAGUUUGGCUGCUAAGGUGAAGGCAUUGAAAGAAGUUAGGCACACAAAUAAGACCAGUUGUUUUGGGGAGCAGCUGUCACAAGCCAUAAAAGUAGUCACAGAAGGAUGUCUUGCUAUUCCGUGUUCCUUGGAAAAAUUGCAGAAGAUUUGGACAGAGUAUGACUUGGCUCAACAGAGGAUUCAGUUAUGCAGAAAUAUGGAUGAAAGAGAUGAAUUGAUUACCAAGAGAGAUGAGGUGCAGCAGAACUUGUAUUCGGCAGUGGAAGAAUUAAUUUGGGAAGUGGAUCAGCUGCCCCUCUCUGAGCGCUCAAGAACGUUACAGGAACUGUCUGCUUCUCUGGAGAUGGUGUAUGGUCAAGGUUCUGGAGCAGAUGACUCUGAGGAGGUAUUUCAACAGUUCUUUAAAUGGAAGAGUGUUAAAACAAAGAAAUUAAUUUGCGUCAGAAAUGAUACGGAUACAGCUCUGCAAAUUCUUGCUGACUGGUUCAGUGGCAUCUUAAAGUGUUUUGACCUGAUGUCAGAAGCAUCUUCAGAUUUGGAGAAAGUGUUUGGCAAUGCAGAUGAAAUUCUCAAAAAGGUUGAGUUGGCUAUUUGCGAAGAACUGGAUACUGACUUAAAUGAGCAUGAUGAAGCAGAGAAGGGAAUAAUUAUGAGUGCUUACAGUAAAGUUAUACAAAAAGUUUGUCAGGAGCAAAGUAUGAUCACUGUAAUACAGAACAGAUACUUGGCCAGUGUUGAGUUCAAGAAACAUGCUGAGGAAUGGCUGAAUAGAAGACCUGAUAUUAACAACUUAUUAUCAAUUCAGAAAACUGUGAAAAGCUUAAAGGCCCAGUUAAGGUGGAAGCUGGUUGAAAAGAACAACUUUGAGGAAUCUGAUGAUUACAGUGAGUUUCAAAUGACAAGAAUAAAAGAGGAAAUUGCUGAUCUGCGAAAUGGGGUUCUUCAGGAAAUAUCCAAGGAACAAGAAGAAUAUGAGAAGCUUACAUAUCUGGUACAGAAAUGGUUCCCUGAGUUACCACUUCUUUAUCCAGAAGCAGGAAUUCUAAACUAUAUGAACUCUGGCGGACUUCUGACACGCAGCCUGGAGCGAGACCUUUUGGAUGCUGAGCCAAUGAAGGAACUGAGCACGAAGCGACCUUUAGUGUGUUCAGAAAUUCAGGGUCAGAAGGUUCUUUUAAAGGGAUACUCAGUAGAUGUAAGCUCAGAAGCCAAAGUGAUAGAAAGAGUUGCCAAGUAUCACAGAGCUUGGAAUCAGCAGAAGGAGAAAUCUGGAUUAUUACAACUGUUGUUUCUUCUUUUCUGCAAGACUGAUCCUUUGGUAUAUUUAAUGGUCCCAUACUACCCAGGAGCAAGUCUGGGAGCUUUACAGGCUGAUAUACCUUUGACUUUAGAAGAGGCAUUAAAAGUGAUGAAAGGAGUGGCUCAAGGUCUACAAACGUUGCAUGGAGCUAAUAUAGUACACGGAUCUCUGCAUGGAAAUAAUGUGUUUGCUGUGAAUCGAAAACAAGGAAUUGUUGGGGACUUUGAUUUCACGAAAUCAGAGGAACAGCGUGCUGCAGCAAACACUAUGGUUGUCAGUACCCUGAGCUUAGUUUCUCCUGAACUGAAAAUGGGACAGCCAGCUUCUCCAGCCUCUGACAUGUAUGCUUAUGGCUGCCUCCUGUUCUGGCUUUGCGUUCAAAACCAGGAGAUUGGCAUAAAAGAAGAUGGAACACCUGAGGUGGAUGUGGUUGUCAUGGAUGAUAAAGUUAAAUCUCUUCUCCUGAAUUUGUUCUGCUGUAACAGACUGACAGCUGAGCAGGUGCUGAGGGAUGAUUGCUUCCUUGUAGUUGAUGCAAUUCCAGUUUCACCACAACCAGGUGAAGAGCAUGAGCCAUGUGAAGAAUAUGAUUCUGAGAAGAUACAUGAAAACCAAAUGUGAUUAACUGAGGAGAAUGGAACAAACCCUACUCAAUAG